This is a messenger RNA of Malania oleifera, 3001 nucleotides long. RefSeq names its product transmembrane emp24 domain-containing protein p24beta2-like. The record is from RefSeq and is a predicted model, not a curated record. Bases 27 to 2891 code for a protein of 954 amino acids. NCBI's taxonomy places the organism in Eukaryota, Viridiplantae, Streptophyta, Magnoliopsida, Santalales, Ximeniaceae. Gene Ontology annotation, cellular component: Golgi apparatus; endoplasmic reticulum-Golgi intermediate compartment; trans-Golgi network. Gene Ontology annotation, biological process: Golgi organization; plant-type primary cell wall biogenesis; cellulose biosynthetic process. The transcript is spliced from 12 exons. Gene Ontology annotation, molecular function: cellulose synthase (UDP-forming) activity; mannan synthase activity.
AGAGAGAGAGGGAGAGAGAGAGAGAGAUGGUGAGUAGAAGUAAUGAUAGUAAUGGAGGGGAUGAGGGGGCGGAGGAGGAAGAGCUUCGUCCACUGUUUGAGACGAGGAGGGUGAAGGGAGGAGGGAGAUACAGGGCGUUUGCGGCCACCGUGUGGGCCGGAAUAUGCCUGAUAUGGGUUUACAGAGCCACCCAUCGGCCGCCGUCUGCGGCGGAUGCAGCCGGCGGGGAUGGUGGUGCUAUUGGUGGCAUGUGGGGAUAUUGGGGUUGGGUGGGGCUGUUGGGAUCCGAGAUGUGGUUCGGUCUCUACUGGAUCCUGACCCAAGCCGCCCGCUGGACCCGCCUCUCUCGCGCCACCUUCCCCCGUCGCCUCUCUCUCAGGUAUGAGGAUGAAUUGCCAACAGUGGACAUAUUUGUGUGCACAGCAGACCCAGAAAUCGAGCCACCAAUGAUGGUGAUCAACACUGUUUUGUCAGUGAUGGCGUAUGACUACCCGCCGGAGAAGCUCAGCGUGUAUCUCUCCGACGAUGGAGGGUCCAAUAUUACUUUCUAUGCUCUCUUGGAGGCCUCUAGCUUCUCCAAGCACUGGAUACCUUACUGCAGGAAAUUCAAGGUGGAACCAAGGUCCCCAGCUGCUCAUUUUGCAUCCAUCUCUGACCACUGUGAUACCAAUCAAGCUAAGGAUUUAGUCUCUAUCAAGAAAUUAUAUGAAGACAUGGAGAAUCGAAUUGAAACUUCAGCCAAGCUAGGUCGAAUUUCCGAAGAAGUACGGUCAAAGCACAGAGGAUUUUCCCAGUGGGAUUCAUUUUCCUCUCGAAGUGAUCAUGAUACCAUUCUUCAAUUUAUAAUUGAUGGGAGAGACCCUGAGGCAACAGAUACCCAAGGCCGCACAUUGCCUACUUUGGUAUACUUAGCACGAGAGAAGAGACCCCAACAUCCCCAUAACUAUAAAGCUGGAGCAAUGAAUGCAUUGAUAAGGGUGUCAUCGCAGAUCAGCAAUGGGCAGAUUAUUCUUAAUGUAGAUUGCGAUAUGUACUCGAACAAUUCACAGUCCGUGCGAGAUGCCCUUUGUUUUUUGAUGGAUGAAGGAAAGGGUCAUGAGAUUGCCUUUGUGCAGUUCCCACAAAAUUUUGAGAACAUCACUAAGAAUGAUAUUUAUAGCAACUCAUUAAGGGUAAUCGCUGAGGUAGACUUUCAUGGUUUGGAUGGUAUUGGAGGUCCUCUAUAUGUUGGAACUGGCUGCUUUCACAGAAGAGAUGUUCUGUGUGGGUUGCAGUUCAAUGGGGAAAAGAGGGACAAAUGGAACAAAGCAAACACUUGGAAGGUAAAAGCAAGCGCAAGUGAAUUAGAAGAAAGCCUAAAGUGUCUUGCAAGCUGUACAUAUGAGAGAAACACUCAAUGGGGAAAUGAGAUAGGAUUGAAGUAUGGGUGUCCCGUGGAAGAUGUGAUAACCGGCUUGUUCAUUCAAUGCCAAGGAUGGAAAUCAGUCUAUUUUAAUCCAGAGAGGGAGGGUUUCUUAGGUGUUGCUGCAACCACACUAGCUCAGACUCUUGUUCAGCAUAAGAGAUGGUCCGAAGGCGAUCUUCAGAUUUUUCUUUCCAAGUACAAUCCCGUAUGCUUCGGGCACGGAAGGAUUAGCCCAUUGCUCCAAAUGGGAUACUGCACCUACUGCUUCUGGGCUCUUAACUGCUUUCCCACUUUGUACUACUCCACCAUCCCUUCCCUUUAUCUCCUCAAAGGAAUUCCUCUAUUCCCAGAGGUUUCAAGCCCAUGGUUCCUGCCAUUUGCAUAUGUCAUAGUCUCAAGCUAUGGUUACAGCUUGGUUGAGUUCCUUUGGUCCGGGGGCACGAUCCUCGGAUGGUGGAAUGAUCAAAGGAUAUGGCUAUACAAGAGAACAAGCUCCUAUCUUUUCGCCUGCAUUGAUACCGUUUUGAUGCUCUUGGGGUUUUCCAAUUCUGAGUUUAUAAUCUCAGCAAAGGUGGCUGAGGAAGACAUCUUGUGGCGAUACGAGAGAGAGAUAAUGGAGUUUGGAAUCCCUUCCCCUAUGUUUACCGUCUUGGCAACACUUGCAUUGCUUAAUCUGUUCUGCCUUCUUGGGGUGGUGAAGAAAGUGGUCAUGGAUGGGGGAAUUGCAGUUUAUGGAACAAUGGUUUUGCAAAUUCUCCUAUGUGGGUUUCUAGUUCUCAUCAACUUGCCAUUGUAUCAAGGUCUUUUCUUUAGGAAAGACAAGGGGAAGAUGCCACCCUCGAUCGCAAUGGGGUUUUGGUCACCCAGAUUUGCUUUUCUUGCAUUGCUUGUGGUAGUAUCGAGCCUGCAUGUAGUAUUUGGGAUUAGAUUUGCAAUAGAUAGGGAAGAGUGCUUCUCCCAUAAUGUCGAGUACGAAGGUGAUACAAUACACGUUUCAUUUGUUGUGAUUAAGGAUGAUUCCUGGCGGCAUUAUAGUGAAAACGGUGUUGAUCUUAUCGUGAAGGGACCUUCUGGCGAACAAAUUCAUGAUUCCCGUGACAAGACAAGUGAGAUGUUCGAGUUUGUAGCUCAUGAGAAAGGACUUCACCGGUUCUGCUUCACCAACAAGUCUCCUUAUCAUGAAACCUUGGAUUUUGACGUACGUGUUGGCCAUUUUGCAUACUAUGAUGAGCAUGCAAAAGACGAGCAUUUGAAACCUUUGUUAGAACAAAUAUCAAAGUUAGAGGAUGCUCUUUACAACAUCCAGUUUGAACAGCAUUGGCUGGAGGCUCAGACUGAUCGGCAAGCAAUAGUAAAUGAGGCAAUGGGCCGGAGAGCAAUCCACAAAGCCCUCUUUGAAUCUGCCGCCCUUGUUGGCGCCAGUGUUCUCCAGGUUUACCUUCUUCGCCGCUUGUUCGAGAGAAAGCUUGGGUUGUCAAGAGUGUAGCUUAUUUUUUCCCAUGGGGGGACUUAACUUUGUUAUUAUGAGGUAAUUAUCAACUGCAGAAAUACAGCAGGAAUAUUUCUAAAAUUAAUUAUAAAUGGGUCUUUUUCAAA